AUGCUGCCCACCGGCGCCUGCUGCUCGACAAUCUCGCGAGAUCCCGUCGCUCCGCCCCGCGGCCCGUCCAGCGGCCUGGGAGCCGCGGGCGCCCUCUGCCGGCGGCCUCGGCAGGGCCUCCGGGCCUCACCCGGCCCCUUGGAGGCUCAGGCCCUCCGGCGGCGCAGGGAGGUCUGGCCAGCGUGUUACUCUGGGGGGCCACGCCUCGUUGGCCUGCAGCUUUCCCUCUCCUGCUGCUGGGCUUUCCAGCCCAGCACCAUUAUUUCCUGGUGCUGCCACAGCACCGUGUCCUCCUCUGACUUCAGCCUCCCUGGGGAUUACCUGCUUGCGGGCCUGUUUCCUCUCCACGGUGACCACCUAGGGGUGAGACGCAGACCCAUAGUGACCUUCUGUGACAGGCCCAACACCUUCAAUGGCCAUGGCUACCACCUCUUCCAGGCCAUGCAUUUUGGCAUCGAGGAGAUAAACCACUCCACCGCCCUGCUGCCCAACGUCACCCUGGGGUACAAGCCGUAUGACGGGUGCUCGGAGUCAGCCAACGUGUUUGCCACGCUGAGCACGCCAGGGACGCGCUACGUGGAGAGCCAAGGAGACCCUGCCCACUACUCCCCCGCGAUUGUGGCGGUGAUUGGGCCCGACGCCAGCAGCCAUGUGGCCACCACUGCAGCCCUGCUGAGCCCCUUCCUGGUGCCCCUGAUAAGCUGUUACGAUGCCAGCAGCGUGACGGUCGGCGUGAAGCGGCUCUACCCCUCUUUUCUGCGCGCCAUCCCAAGUGAUGAGCACCAGGUGGAGAUCUUGAUGCUGCCGUUGCGGAGGUUCGGGUGGGUCUGGAUCUCCAGUGGGCAGCUAGGGGUGCAGGCGCUGGAGGACCAGGCCACCCAGCAGGGCAUCCGCGUUGCCUGCAAAGACAUUGUGCCUUUCUCUGCCCAGCCGGGCGAUGAGAGGACGCAGAGCGUGAUGCGCUGCCUGGCCCAAGCGAGGACCACGGUCGUGGUCGUUUUCUCCGGCAGACAGCUGGCCAGGGUGUUCUUUGAGUCCGUGGUGCUGGCCAAGCUGACUGCCAAGGUGUGGGUCGCCUUAGAAGACUGGGCCAUCUCCAGACACAUCAGCAGUGUGCCUGGGAUCUGGGGCAUUGGCACAGUGCUGGGCGUGGCCAUCCCACAGAGGCGUGUCCCUGGCCUGAAGGAGUUUGAAGAGGCCUAUGUCGGGGCGGACAAAAGAGCCCUUGCGCCUUGCCUCAGGGGCUCCUGGUGCAGCAGCAAGCAGCUCUGCAGAGAGUGCUGGGCUUCCACGGCACAGAAGAUGCCCACACUUGGAGCAUUCUCCAUGGGCUCCGCCUACAACGUGUACCAGGCUGUCUAUGCCAUGGCUCACAGCCUCCACCAGCUCCUGGGCUGCGCCUCUGGAGUCUGUUCCAGAGGCUGGGUCUACCCCUGGCAGCUUCUGGAGCAGAUCCGCAAGGUGAAUUUCCUUUUACACAAGGACAUCGUGACAUUUAAUGACAAUGGCGACCCCCUCAGCAGUUAUAACAUAAUUGCCUGGGACUGGAGUGGCCCCAACUGGACCUUCAGGGUCAUCGGCUCCUCCUUGUGGUCUCCAGUUUGUCUAGACAUAAAUACGAUCAAAAUCCGGUGGCAUGGAAAGGACAACCAGGUGCCUCAGUCUGUGUGUUCCAGAGACUGUCCUGAAGGGCACCAGAGAGUGAUCAUGGGUUUCCACCACUGCUGCUUCGAGUGUGUGCUCUGUGAGGCCGGGACCUUCCUCAACAAGAGUGACCCCUACAGCUGCCAACCUUGUGGGAGAGAAGAGUGGGCACCUGAGAGAAGCCAGACCUGCUUCCCAUGCACCGUGGUGUUUCUGACUUGGCAUGAGCCCAUCUCUUGGGUGCUCCUGGCAGCUAAUACACUGCUGCUGCUGCUGCUGCUGCUGGGGGCUGGGACUGCUGGCCUGUUUGCCUGGCACCUAGACACGCCUGUGGUGAGAUCGGCUGGAGGCCGGCUGUGCUUCCUCAUGCUGGGCUCCCUGGCGGGGGGCAGCUGCGGCCACUAUGGCUUCUUUGGGGAGCCCACGCUGCCCACACGCCUGCUGCGCAAAGGCCUCUUUGCCCUUGGUUUUGCCAUCUUCCUGUCCUGCCUGACGAUCUGCUCCUUCCGACUUGUGUUCAUCUUCCAGUUUUCUGCCAAGGUACCCACCUUCUUCCAUGCGUGGGUCCAAAACCACAGUGCUGGCCUGUUUGUGGUGAUCAGCUCAACAACCCAGCUGCUUAUCUGUCUAAUGUGGCUUGCAGUGUGGACCCCACUGCCCACCAGGGAGUACCAGCCCUUCCCUCAGCUGGUGGUGCUUGACUGCACAGAGGCUGACUCACUGGGCUUCAUGCUGGCUUUCGCCUACAAUGGCCUCCUCUAGGUCAGCGCCUUUGCCUGCAGCAGCCUGCUCCUCGACUUCGUGUCCUGGAUCGCCUUCUUCACCAUGGCCAGUGUCUACCAGGGCAAGUACCUGCCCGCGGUCAACGUGCUGGCCAUGCUGAGCAGCCUGAGUGGCGGCUUCAGCGGUUAUUUCCUCCCCAAGUGCUAUGUGAUCCUGUGCCGCCCAGAUCUCAACAGCACCGAGCACCUCCAGGCCUCCACCCAGGACUACACCAGGCGCUGUGGCUCCACCUGACCAGUGGGUCGGGCAGGGUCAAGCCGGGGCAGGGUGAACUGGAAGUCUCCACUGCUCUCAGGGUUGAAGGUGGAAUGGGGCGCCCAGGAGGCCUCUGGGCUCCUCAGCCUUGGCUUGGGAAGUGUAAGCCCACGGGAGAGCUCAGUCCGGGCUGCGCUGGCUGCCAAUAAAGAGGUGAAAUGUG
Balaenoptera musculus (blue whale) is the source of this 2845-nucleotide messenger RNA. It is a transcript of the gene TAS1R1, whose product is annotated as taste 1 receptor member 1. Lineage: Eukaryota; Metazoa; Chordata; Mammalia; Artiodactyla; Balaenopteridae. The record is from RefSeq and is a predicted model, not a curated record. Gene Ontology annotation, cellular component: membrane. Gene Ontology annotation, biological process: sensory perception of umami taste; G protein-coupled receptor signaling pathway. Gene Ontology annotation, molecular function: G protein-coupled receptor activity.